Molecule: messenger RNA, 1980 nt
Organism: Vollenhovia emeryi
Lineage: Eukaryota; Metazoa; Arthropoda; Insecta; Hymenoptera; Formicidae
Gene: Hsdl2
Product: hydroxysteroid dehydrogenase-like protein 2
Exons: 8
Coding region: 378-1604 (408 amino acids)
Cellular component (GO): mitochondrion
Source: RefSeq, a predicted model, not a curated record
AUUGACCUGCGAACUUCUCGGUACUUCUCGCAGACUUCUAUGUAAUUGUGCAGAAGUUCGUGGUUUAUGCUCCCUCCCAUAUUUCGCUCCUCCGUGAUCGGGGACAUUCUCCUCUCUCUCUCUCGUCUCGCCGAAUGCCUGUUAAUUAUAAAACGCACUUUGGAGCGAUUAUCUAAACUAUCUAAAGAUAUGUGAUGUACUUUGAACCUGCCGAGUGGGGAUUGACUUCGAAGCGGCCGCAACGAAGACAACUGUGACAUUUCUCCCGUUUCCCUCCGACCGAUCUGCGGUGUCUGUUUUCGGUUUUCGCCUGACCCCACGUAUCGACGUUGACACCUGAUACGCCGCGCAUUACCAGGAGGACAAAACGCCGCGAGAUGAUUAACACCGGGAAGUUGGCUGGUCGCACUAUUUUUAUUACCGGUGCCUCAAGAGGUAUCGGGAAGAGUAUAGCGCUGAAGGCUGCGAAAGAUGGUGCAAAUAUCGUUAUCGCUGCAAAAACCGCCGAGCCGCAUCCCAAGUUACCAGGCACCAUUUAUACGGCGGCUACCGAAAUCGAAGCAGCCGGCGGCCAAGCUCUACCUUGCAUCGUGGACGUACGGGACGAGAAGCAGGUGAUUAACGCGGUGGAAAGUGCUGUCGCCAAAUUCGGUGGUAUAGACGUAGUUGUGAACAAUGCGAGUGCCAUUUCUUUGACGGGCACCGUCGCGACCGAUAUGAAGAGAUACGAUCUAAUGAAUCAGAUCAACGCCCGGGGAACUUUUCUCGUGUCGAAAGUCUGUGUACCGUAUCUCAAGAAAAGCGCGAAUCCACAUAUAGUUAACAUAAGUCCGCCGUUGAGUAUGAAACCGAUAUGGUUUCAAAAUCAUGUCGCAUACACCAUGGCUAAGUACGGAAUGUCCAUGUGCGUUCUCGGUAUGGCGGAAGAAUUCAAGCCUGACGGUAUCGCAGUCAACGCUGUUUGGCCUAGGACAGCCAUACAUACUGCUGCAAUGGACAUGCUGUCGGGUUCGGACUCGAGCAACGUCUGUCGAAAACCUGAAAUUAUGAGCGAUGCUGUUUACGCGUUGAUCUGUAAAGACAGCAAAUCUAUUACUGGUCAAUUUUUGAUUGACGAAGAUAUAUUAAAGAACGAAGGCAUUGCUGACUUUACAGACUACGCGUGUAAUCCAGCAAACAAGGAUAAAUUAAUGAUGGACUUCUUUCUGGAAGAUACGUCUACUCAAGGAGAUACUUCUAGUCCUGAUAAAGCACGUAGUGAAGAAACUGGACAGAUGGCACGUAUAUUUAAUGCCAUCAAUGCUAAUUUAAGUAGCGAAUUGGUCAGUAGGACUGGUGCAAUAUUUCAAUUCAACGUGAAAGGGAAAGAGUCUGGUGUAUGGUUCGUCGACCUGAAAAAUGGAAAAGGUGCUACUGGCAAAGGAGAACCGAGCCAGCCAGCAGAUGCAAUUCUUACAAUGGAUUCAGAUAAUUUCUUUGCUAUGUUUUCAGGCAAGCUAAAGCCGGCUUCUGCAUUUAUGACAGGCAAAUUAAACAUCAGCGGAAAUAUGCAGAAAGCAAUGAAGUUAGAGAAGUUAAUGAGUAGUUUAAAAUCCAAACUGUAAAUACCAAUGAUUGAAAUACCAUAUAUCCUGCAGCAUAUAUUUUUAUAUAAUACACGAGUCUCUUUUCUUAAAUAUACGUAUCUUGUAUGUACACUCUUUCUCUUUGGUAGAAAAGUGCGCGUAAAUAGAAAAAUAUUGUGAUCUAAAUUUACUAUAUUAGUAUCGUACUUUUUCAUUGAUGAUUGUUUCUAGGAAACAAAACGUUUAAAAUUGUGUAUAAUACAUAAUUUUUUAUAAAAAUAAAACGAUUAUAUAGGCAAAGAGAAUAUAAAGUUUGUACUUUUAUAAGGUAGGUGCAUACAAAAACUAUACGUAUAUUGUAAUCAUCGGGAAGGUUUUAUACAAGACAAAUAAACAUUUUAUACAUGUAACAAAA